AUGGCUGAAGAUUCAAAAGCCAAGGUAGAACAUAAUCCAAAGAUCCUAUCUGGGCCUGUAUUGAUUAACUCACCCAAUGCGGCCCUUUCAAAGAGUUUGCUGAGUCGUUAUCAGAACAUAGUAUUGUUCAAUGAAGGUGAUACUAGGCUCAUUGCGACCUAUGUCUGGAUCGACGGGACAGGGGAACACAUUAGGUGCAAGGACAGGACACUCAACUUUUAUCCUCGAGCUCCUACUGAAUUACCAGUAUGGAAUUUUGACGGAAGCUCCACUGGACAAGCUGAUAGAAAAAAUGCAGAUACUCACUUGGUGCCUCGAACCAUCUACAAAGAUCCCUUUAGGCAAGAACCGCACAUUCUGGUCAUGUGUGACACCUAUAAAUACAAUAUGGAGCCUACAGAAACAAACCAUCGAGUAAACUGCCAAGCUGCGUACGAUAAAUGCACAAAAGAGGAGCCAUGGUUCGGAAUUGAACAAGAGUACAUUCUUCUGGACGCAGACCUGCGGCCCUUCGGAUGGCCUCCUGGCGGCUGCCCACCCCCUCAGGGACCUUACUACUGCGGCGUCGGGGCCAACAAAGUGUUCGCUAGGGAUCUCGUUCAAGCGCAUUACUUGUGCUGCCUUUACGCCGGUAUCCCGCUCGCCGGUACCAACGCGGAAGCGAUGCCUUCUCAAUGGGAGUUCCAAGUGGGACCAGCGAUUGGUGUGAAAGCAGCGGACGACCUUUGGAUGGCGCGUUUCAUACUUCAUCGCUUGGCUGAAGAGUUUGGGAUUAUUGUGUCUUUUGAUCCUAAACCUGUUGAGGACUGGAACGGAUCUGGAGCGCACGUGAACUUCUCAACAAAGGCUAUGCGAGCUGAAAAUGGUAUUGUUGAAAUCGAGAAGGCCAUAGACAAGCUGUCCAAGGUGCACAUGAAGCACAUCAAGGUGUACGAUCCUCGCGAAGGCAAAGAUAACGAGCGCCGUCUCACCGGUCUGCACGAGACCGCCAGUAUUAACGACUUCACUUCGGGUGUUGCUAACAGGAGUUGCAGCAUUAGGAUUCCAAGGAAGUGUGCUGAAGAAUCGUGCGGCUACCUUGAAGACCGGCGACCCGCUUCCAAUUGCGACCCUUACGCAGUCAUAGACGCAUUGUUACGUACUUGCAUUCUCAACGAGUGA
Pieris macdunnoughi is the source of this 1161-nucleotide messenger RNA. The record is from the annotation of a GenBank genome assembly. Lineage: Eukaryota; Metazoa; Arthropoda; Insecta; Lepidoptera; Pieridae.